AUGGUUUGUCUCAAGGAUCCAUUGGUUCAAAAAAUCUGCGAGUUUUACGAGAAAAUUUCUAGGCUAGACAGCCUCAAACCCUCUGAAGAUGUCGACAUGCUGUUCACGAAGCUCGUUCUCACGUGCAUGCCACCGUAUCCAAUUGAUUGCACAAAAUUGUGCCAGAAAAUUCAAGAAAUCAGGUCCAAACUCAUUAGACUUUGUGGAGAAGCAGAAGGGCUCCUUGAAAAACACUAUUCAACUACCUUAGGAUCAUUUGAUAAUCCUCUCGAGCAUCUAGAUAUUUUUCCCUAUUUCUCGAAUUACCUUAAACUAAGCCUACUCGAAUUCAACAUCCUUAGCCAACACAUCAAGGACGUCCCAAGUCGUGUUGCAUUCGUGGGAUCAGGUCCCCUCCCCCUUACCUCAAUCGUAUUGGCCUCGAAUCACAUGACUUCCACCACUUUCCACAACUACGACAUCGACUCAUCAGCCAAUUCCAUGGCGUCCUGCCUCUUGAAAUCCGAUCCCGACUUAUCCAAACGAAUGAUAUUCCAUACUACGGAUAUCAUGCAUGUUACAAGUGCUCUCAAGGACUAUGACGUCGUUUUCUUGGCAGCCCUUGUUGGUAUGAACAAGGAUGAAAAGGUUCAAAUACUGGAGCAUUUGAACAAACACAUGGCACCAGGUGCGCUUUUGAUGCUUAGAAGCGCCCACGGCGCGCGUGCUUUUUUAUAUCCGGUGGUUGAUCCUCGUGAUCUCCGAGGAUUCGAGGUUCUUUCAGUGUUUCAUCCGACAGAUGAGGUUAUCAAUUCUGUUGUCAUAGCUCGUAAGUCUUCAUUUUCUAUGCAUUCAUCAAUUGAUCAGGGAUUUGGGCCAUUAAUGCUUUGCAGCAAAUGUGCUGAGAUUCAAGUUUUCAAUCCCCUAAACCAGAUGAACAUGAUUGAGGAAUUGGCAGCCGAGGAGCAUCAUUGUUGA
Fraxinus pennsylvanica is the source of this 957-nucleotide messenger RNA. Lineage: Eukaryota; Viridiplantae; Streptophyta; Magnoliopsida; Lamiales; Oleaceae. The record is from the annotation of a GenBank genome assembly.